AUGUGGACGUCGCUUUUGGUGUCCAAACCAACCAAGAAAUAUGGCAAAAAAUUCAAAGGACGCGACCUCGUAGAUAUAGAACGAAGCAACUUGGUAAAUAUAAGCAAAUUAGUAGUCAAGGAACUGAUUGAACAGUCCCUACGAUAUGGCAGAAUGCUCGAUUCAGAUCAUAUGCCUCUACAACACUUUUUUGUUGUUUUGGAACAUUUGCUUCGGCAUGGAUUGAGGCCAAAGAAGGGUUUACUAGGACCCAAAAAAGAGUUGUGGGAUAUACUACAAAUGGUGAAAAAAUAUGCGCCAAAGGCACAAGAUAUCACUGCAAGUGUUAGAAAUCUUCCAACUGUUAGAACGCACAUGGGACGUGCUAGAACCUGGUUAAGGCUAGCAUUGAUGCAGAAAAAAAUUGGCAGAUUAUCUAAAAGUUCUGAGAGAUCACAAAGAUAA
This is a messenger RNA of Acanthoscelides obtectus, 444 nucleotides long. The record is from the annotation of a GenBank genome assembly. NCBI's taxonomy places the organism in Eukaryota, Metazoa, Arthropoda, Insecta, Coleoptera, Chrysomelidae.